Messenger RNA from Petromyzon marinus (sea lamprey), 1433 nucleotides. The record is from RefSeq and is a predicted model, not a curated record. Lineage: Eukaryota; Metazoa; Chordata; Hyperoartia; Petromyzontiformes; Petromyzontidae.
AGAGGGGUGGGGUCGCGUCGCCCAAUCAGGACACUACCGCCGACGGGCCGCGGACCAAUGAGAGAUGCGGACGCGUCCCCGGGGGGCGGCGCCUCGCGCAUUCAAAUCGCUGGGACGAUGGCGGCGGAGACGACGCGCGGAGCGGGAGGAGCGCUCGGGGUGCUGCAGGAGGCCGAGGCGCUCCUCGGCGCGGCUUGGGGUGGUCACGACGAGGGGAGCCGUGAGGAGGUGGCGACGGCGCCAGCCGGCGUGGCGUACGAGCGAUCGAUGUGGGAGCUGCGGACAGUCAAGAGGUGCUUCAUGGCGCGAUACGCGAACCACCACAUGGUGAAAUUCCUGUGCGGGGACGAGGACCGCCGCCUGAUGGACGCCGCCAAAAUCGGGGCGGAGCUGGCGGCGACGCAGCGCGAAGUCAAGCGGCUGAAGGGCGCCUGCGGCCGCGUGGAAGAGGCGGUGGGGGUGGCGGCCGACGCGCUCUGCGACAACCUCGAGCGGCUGGAGGUCGCGCGGGACGCCCUGCGCGUCCGGCUCGCCGCCCGGAGCGCCGACGCGAACCCGAACAAUGGAGGGAAAGUGAAUAAAGAAGAGAUCCAGAAGAGGGUGGAGAAGCUGCGAGUGGCGGAGGAAUCGCUGCAGCUCCAGCGAGAGGCGAUCGCUCGCUACCGCGUGCUCCUGGCGGCCGCCGACUCGGAGCUGGCGCAGGCGAACGAGACGGCAGCGCGGCAGGGGCGCCAGCUGGCGGAGCGCGAGUGGGAGGUGCGCGCGUCGCAGCUGCUGCAGGGGCUGUGUGACAUACGUCUGCUGCCCGGCGCCACCGAGGAGGCCCUGAGCGUGGAGAUGACGCUGAGAAAGGCCGCCCCCCUCCGCCUGGAUCUCUCCCUCCACCCCGACGGCACCGUGAGCGACGUCCAGACGAGCCGCGUGGUGCUGGGCAUCGAGGACCUGUGUGACGGUGGUCGGGGAGUCGGCAAGGUGAGCUCCGUCCUCGCGGAGAUCCGGCGCCGCUACGAGGGGCAGGCGGCGCUCGUCGCCGAGGUCCAGCGCCUGCAGAGCCGGUUCGCGGUGGACUGGCGGGAAUCGGAGCGGCAAAUGCGCGUGCUGCUGGGCGCCACGGCGAGCGUGGUGUGCACCCUGCAUGCGCCGCCCGGCUACCCCGCCACCGGCAGCGGCGCCACUCUGCUGUCCGUCACCGGCGCCGAGCCGCGCCCCGACAUCUCCACCCUCCGGCCGCCUCAAGACUCGCCCACACUCACCGACUGGCUCGCGCACCUGCAGCAGCUGUUUGCGUGAGCUGCAGGGAAACACCUGCAGCCCGCAAACAACUCAGCACGGCGACAACGAUACCUUGGUCUCUCUCUGGCCGUGUCUCUCUCUGGCUGUGUCUCUCUCUGUGUCUCUCUCUGACCGUGUCUCUCUCUGUGUCUCUCUGACCG